Xiphias gladius (swordfish) is the source of this 2347-nucleotide messenger RNA. RefSeq names its product RAB, member of RAS oncogene family-like 2 (gene rabl2). Bases 625 to 1296 code for a protein of 223 amino acids. The record is from RefSeq and is a predicted model, not a curated record. Gene Ontology annotation, cellular component: Golgi apparatus; endosome. Gene Ontology annotation, molecular function: GTP binding; GTPase activity. Lineage: Eukaryota; Metazoa; Chordata; Actinopteri; Istiophoriformes; Xiphiidae. The transcript is spliced from 8 exons.
ACAGCGGGAUUGAGAACUAAGGGGUCCUUUGGGCGUCCCCGUUGCAUGGAAACGAAAAGCAUCGGCGACUUCAUGCAACAUCUACAAACUUUUAAUAUCUGGAUUCCUAGAUGAGUGAAGAAAAUAGUUCUAAUUGUCAUUGUGUUAUAGAAGAGUAAUAUACACAAGACAGCCGGCGACAUUUGAAUAAGUACGCUUGGUUUAUAAAUGCUGUCAGCUCUAAAUCAGUUAGCAGCGCUAGCCCGAUGUGAACUGUUAGCACUCAUUACCUCCUUCAGUGUCUCGGAUCGCACGUGAAGGUAACAGUACACUGCUUACAGGGGACUUUAAAAAGACAAAUAUAAUCAGUGACCACCUCUGUACUAUCCUCAGAUUCAGCUGGAAUCAGUUUUGUUGAUGUGCCAGUGAGCCAGUGAAAUGAGGUAUAUCAAGCCGAACCGCGCGAUGUCAACCUCAGCUAACCGAUGGCAAAGUAGCUAACGCUCGCUGUUUCCAAAAGCCGUCGGAUGCUAGCUCUUCUAGCAGCUCACGUAAUUUUUCAGGUAUUUAAAUUAUAAAUUCAGCUAAGCAAGCCUCUGCUAAAACAAAAAUCGCAGUCAAAGCAAAAAAAAAAAGAAGAGGAAAAUGGCUGGCGACGUUGGCAGCAUCCCUGAACUGGACCAGAAGAAAUACGAUGCAGACGAACAAGUGAAGAUCAUCUGUCUGGGCGACAGCGCAGUUGGUAAAUCGAAGCUGAUGGAGAGGUUUCUCAUGGAUGAAUACCGUCCCCAGCAGUUGUCAACCUAUGCCCUGACUCUCUACAAACACACAGCCACCGUAGGAAACAAGACAGUCGCGGUCGAUUUCUGGGACACAGCUGGUCAGGAGAGGUUUCAGAGCAUGCAUCCCUCAUACUACCACAAAGCACAUGCAUGCAUCAUGGUUUUUGAUGUUCAAAGGAAGAUCACAUAUAAGAAUCUGGCCAACUGGUAUAAGGAGCUGAGAGAGUACAGACCAGAGAUACCCUGUUGUGUGGUUGCCAACAAAAUCGAUGCUGAUUUGAAGGUGACACAGAGAAGCUUUAACUUUGGGAAGAAGCAAGGACUCCCAUUUUACUUUGUAUCUGCGGCUGAUGGGACUAAUGUAGUUAAGAUGUUCAGAGAGAUGAUCAAGAGAGCAGUGGACUACAAGCAAAACCCCAGCGACUUCAUGGAUGAAGUAAUGCAAGAAUUAGAGAACUUUGACCUGGAGAAGAAGGAAGAUAAUUCGGAAGCAGAUGAGGAUGGACUGAAAGCAGAGAGUCCUGAGUUAGUCUGACAGAUUAUUACAGAUCCCCCAAACCCUUUUGUCCUCUCACGGAUUAUUUAUCCUCCUUUGGGGUUGAUGCUACCCAUAGAUUAUGCUUUUAGUCAAAAUGUCAGAGAUCUCUGAGUCUCUGUAACGGACACCAUCAACAGGCAUGUUGUCCUUAUGUAAUUUUGGUGGUCUGCUUUUAUUGCCGUCGGAUUGUAACUCUAAUAUUGGAGGAUGGCCGACAGUCUUUUCAUCAGGUUUUAAUUGACAUUGGCAGGGAAAUAAACCUAGUGGGAUACCUAAGAAUUGUGUUGUUUACCGGGUUCUUUUAGCUGCUAUUUUAGCACUGUCACUCAUUCCUGGUCUAACAAUAUCUACUGUUCCAAUGGCAGGAAAUCCCACAGUGAGGCUGAAUGUUUGCUUAAGCGUGAAAACCAAUUCCUUUGCGUCACAGAAUCAGAAUGUGAAGCAUUGAAAACUAACUCACAUAAAGCAAAGAGAAGGUGUGAUUAUGAACCGUAUUUGCUGCUGUUGUUGAUGUUUGUUUGUAGUGUUGUGUGCAAUGCCAGCAGUGAGCUGUAUCUGUAAGGUGCUUUUGUUGCAUUAAUUUUACGAUGAAAAGUCUGUUAUUCAGCGCUCCUCAAAUGAAAACUUAAUGUACCAUGUAACCAAAUAUCAUAUGUAUCUUUCCAGCUUGCUGUGAGAUCCAGCAGCAGGCACAGGAGGGCUAAGUAGUAAACUUCAGUAUUUUAGAAGAUACAACUGCCCGUCACAUAUGAGUGGACAUCAGCUGUAUUGUAAUCUUGUGAAGGUCUCAACCAACUGUGUCCUCCAUUAUGCAUUCGAGGUGGUUCUCUGCACAUUCAUUCAUAUUAGCAGGAACGUUGUUAUUUCUAGAACUUGUUGAAACCUGUUUUCUGGCAGAGGCCUCAGUGUAGAACAAAAUGAUACACGUAAUUCAGUUAUUUCUAUAUGAUUACGAUGUAUACAGAAACCAUGUGUAUAUUUUCUAUUUAUAUUUGACUGUUUUGUGAUGCAUUUACUCACAAUAAAUCACACUGGAACAUCAUUUUAA